Molecule: messenger RNA, 1445 nt
Organism: Toxorhynchites rutilus septentrionalis
Lineage: Eukaryota; Metazoa; Arthropoda; Insecta; Diptera; Culicidae
Product: cuticle protein-like
Exons: 4
Coding region: 121-1362 (413 amino acids)
Cellular component (GO): extracellular matrix
Source: RefSeq, a predicted model, not a curated record
AUACUUGUUCGAAUUGGAGCGCAAAAAUUUUGUUGCUAUAAAUUGGGAACGACGGUUCCGUUUAGCCACAGUUCAAUCGGUUUCAUUGCUCAGUGAACAACAGCCAAAGCAAUCAUCAAAAUGGCAUUCAAGUUUGUGACUUUCCUCGCCCUGGUGGCUGUUGCCCGUGCUGGAAUCAUCGCUUCCCCAGCUCUGUCCUAUGCUGCUGCUCCAUCCCAUCUGUCCUAUGCUGCUCCAGCCCAUCAACUGUCCUAUGCCGCUCCAUUGACCAAGACCUUGGUUGCCGCCCCACUCACCAAGCAAGUCGUUGCCGAGGAAUACGACGCUCAUCCUCAGUACUCCUUCUCUUACGGAAUCGCUGACGGACACACCGGAGACCAGAAGGAACAGCACGAAUCCCGCGAUGGGGAUGUUGUCAAGGGAGCUUACUCCGUUGUUGAUCCAGAUGGUUUCAAGCGUACCGUCGAGUACACCGCCGACCCACACAACGGAUUCAACGCCGUCGUCCACCGUGAGCCACUCGGCCAUGUGAAGGUCGCUGCUGCUCCAGUUCUUGCCGCCAAGACCAUUGUUGCCCAGCCAGCCCUUUCUUACGCCGCUCCAUUGGCCCAGAAGACCAUCAUCUCGCAGCCAACUCUCUCUUACGCCGCCCCAUUGGCCCAGAAGACCAUCAUCUCCCAGCCAGCCUAUGCCAGCUAUGCUGCCCCAUCCCUGUACCACCAUUGCACAGUUCGAUCAAUUUCAUUGCUUAGUGAACAACAGCAGUCAGCGCAGAACAAAAUGGCAUUCAAGUUUGUGACAUUCCUCGCCCUGGUGGCCGUUGCCCGUGCUGGAAUCAUCGCUUCCCCAGCUCUGUCCUAUGCUGCUGCUCCCGCUCAUCUGUCCUAUGCUGCUCCAGCCCAUCAAUUGUCUUAUGCUGCUCCAGCUCAUCAACUGUCCUAUGCCGCACCACUGACCAAGACCCUGGUUGCUGCCCCACUCACCAAGCAAGUCGUUGCUGAGGAAUACGAUGCCCACCCACAGUACUCCUUCUCUUACGGAAUCGCUGACGGACACACCGGAGACCAGAAGGAACAGCACGAAUCCCGUGACGGAGAUGUUGUCAAGGGAGCUUACUCCGUUGUUGAUCCAGAUGGUUUCAAGCGUACCGUCGAGUACACCUCGGACCCACACAACGGAUUCAACGCUGUCGUCCACCGUGAACCACUCGGCCACGUGAAGGUCGCUGCUGCUCCAGUUCUUGCCGCCAAGACCAUUGUUGCCCAGCCAGCCCUGUCCUACGCCGCCCCACUUGCCCACAAGACUAUCAUCUCGCAGCCAGCCUAUGCCAGCUAUGCUGCCCCAUCCCUGUACCAUCACUAAGCGAUGGAACGUUGUUAUCGACUGUUUGUUAACUAAAACUAACCAAUGCGGAACUGAAUAGAUGAAAAAAUUAAAAAAUUAAA